Molecule: messenger RNA, 1254 nt
Organism: Rotaria sordida
Lineage: Eukaryota; Metazoa; Rotifera; Eurotatoria; Philodinida; Philodinidae
Source: the annotation of a GenBank genome assembly
AUGGAUAUAAACGAACAAGGUUUUCUUCUUCCUGCUCCAUUACGAAUAUUUGAUUGUUCGGCUAAUGAAGUUAUUUCAUUUAAAUUAAUUCAGUCGGAAAAAGAUUUGAAUAAUGAAGAGAAUGAAUUUGCACCGGAAUUUACGCAUCAAAUUUUUGGAGAAAACGAAAGAAUAUUUGGAUAUAAAAAUUUAAACAUUGAUAUUUAUUGUUUAUCAUCAUCAUUGAAUUUUUAUUUAAAUAUUGAUUAUGAUGAAAAAAUAAAUCCAAAAAAAUAUCAACAAUUUAAGGCUGAUGAUUUAGUUGAAUCAUUAAAUCAAUGGAUACCAUUAACAACAACAACAAAUUUAGAUUUAUUUUUAUCUAAAUUAAAAAAUGAACAUGAAUAUAUACCAUUCGGUGAACAAAUAUUAACAUAUCAAUUAAAAGAAGAAAAAUCUUUCUCAUAUUUAAUAAAUCGUGUUAAUCAAAAUUUUUGUGAUGAUAAAAAAUUUCUUGAAUGGUAUUCACGUCUUGAAACAUUUCUUGUUUUUUUUAUUGAUGCUGCAUCAAAAAUUGAUAAAGAUGAUUCGAAUUGGAUUAUUUAUCUUCUUUAUCAACAAUAUCAAAAUGAUAAUGGUCAAAUAUGUUAUGCACCUAUUGGAUUUAUUACUGUUUAUCUUUAUUAUUCUUAUCCAGAUAAAAAAAGACCAAGAAUUAGUCAAGUAUUAAUUCUACCACCAUAUCAACGAAAAGGUCAUGGACGACGUCUUUUAACAACAAUUUAUAAUGAUUUACGAAAAGAUUCUCGUGUUCAAGAUAUAACAGCUGAAGAUCCAUCGGAUGAAUUCAUUGCAUUACGUGAUCUUGUUUCAUUUGAAUUAUGUCAUAAAUAUUUACCUGAUGUAUUUUCAAAAGAAUCAAUUCUUAAAACAAAUCGAUUAACAAAAGAAAUGAUUUAUAAAGCAAGAGAUAUUUGUAAAUUAACUAAACAAGAAACACGACGUGUUUUUGAAAUAUGUUUUCUUCAAUCUAUUAAUAAAAAUGAUGAAGAACAAAUGAAACGUUUUCGUUUAAUUGUUAAACGACGUCUUUUUGAACCAUUACAAUUUGAUAAACGUCGUCGUCUUCAAUUAUCGGAUCCAGCACUUGAAGCAUUGGCAACAGAUCCAGAAAAACGAAAAAAAUAUUUGUCUACUCAAUAUGAAUAUGUUCUUGAACAUUAUGAAAAUAUUCUUCGAGCAUUUAACAAAUAUCAAGAUAAAUUAUAUAAAUAA